Molecule: messenger RNA, 3909 nt
Organism: Laetiporus sulphureus 93-53
Lineage: Eukaryota; Fungi; Basidiomycota; Agaricomycetes; Polyporales; Laetiporaceae
Exons: 12
Coding region: 130-3765 (1211 amino acids)
Biological process (GO): regulation of DNA-templated transcription; DNA-templated transcription
Molecular function (GO): DNA binding; zinc ion binding; DNA-binding transcription factor activity, RNA polymerase II-specific
Source: RefSeq, a predicted model, not a curated record
AGGCCAUCCACCGGCCAAUGAAUCGGACACCUCCCGUCACUCCUCCUGCUAUACUCUCUCCGCUUAUCCAGGCCACACCAUUGUUUAUUGAAACUCUGCGCGCAGUGAACGUCCUGCUCGACUAGCGCCAUGCCGACUUCUGCCACGACACGUCCCCGCGCGGACGACAAGGAGCGGACGGCGCGCGCCCAGGAGCAGGAGUUCAAGCGCGCCAGGGGUGCCAUAUCUUGCGCAGAAUGCCGUCGCCUCAAGCUCAAGUGCGACAAGACCGUCCCCUGCUCCUCCUGCAAGCGCCGCGGCUGCUCCUCCAUAUGCCCCAAUGGCAGCCUCACCACCGGCCAGGGUACCAGGUUCAUCCUCGCAGAUACGGACAGGCUCCAUCGGAAAAUCGCAGAAAUGAGCGACCGCAUCCGACAGCUCGAGGACGCGCUCGCCAUCCUCCAGUCCAGCGUCGCGCGAGAGGCCCACCCGCUGCUCUCGCAGAACCUGCUCAAGAUCAAGUCCGGCUUGGAGCUCCAUUCCGCGGCGAACACGGGCCGGAGGGACGGGGCGGAGGCGAACGGCGGGGAGGACGCGGACCAGGAUGAGGGAGAGGAAUCGCAGUACAUCGAUGCGUUCGGCACACUCGCCGUCCGCGACGACGGUGCGGCGACGUUCUACGGGCGGUCGGCGGGCUCCGAGAGUCUUCUUCUGGACGAGAAGCCCGUGCAGGUGGUCGCCCGACUCCCAAUGACAAAACGCGACGCGCUGCCCGACUCGCUCACCCAACUCGCAACCUCGUUCCCCGCCGCGCCCGCCGACGAAGAAGGCGAAGACCUCGACGGGCUCAUCCGCGCAUACCUCCCGCCCUGGGCGCGCGCCGCAGCGCUCUGCGACCUCUACCUCGACCAAGCGCCCUGGUUCUUCGGCGCGCUCACCCGCCGACAGCUCGUCGAAGACGUCCUCCCGCUAUUCUACGAAGAGGCCGCGCAGCUGCGCGAUGGCGGCGGGAGCAUCGGCGCCGGCGCACUGACGACGUCCUCCGAGGCGUUCAACCUCCCCAAGGCGCCGUCCGGCUCGAGCUCGUCGCAUGAGCUCGCGCUGCUGUUCGUGGUGUUCUGCUUCGGCGCGCUCACGGAUGGGGAGCUCCCCGCGGCGCCGCAUAAUGUCGAGGCGGAGCGGUACUUCCAGCUCACGCGCGCGGCGCUCAACCUUGAGCCCGUGCUGGAGCGACCGCCUAGUGUGGCGACGGUGCAGACGCUGAGCUUGAUGGGCAUCUAUCAGGGCCUGGUGGCGGACGAGAACAGCAUAGAGAGCACUUGGGCGCUCAUGGGCCUCAGCUCGAAAUUAGCGCAAAGCAUCGGACUUCAUCGGGACUGCGCGCGUUGGAAGCUCACCCCCGCCGAGGUGCAGAAGCGGCGUGCGCUCUUUUGGGAGCUGUUCAUCACGGAUUGUUGGCAGGCUCUCGCCACUGGCCGACUUCCAACCUUCUCGUUACCCUUCGUCGACACCGAGCUCCCAGCCGACCCAGAUGAGACAAUAGCCGACGACGGUACUCCCCAGCCAAGCUUCCCCGCGUGGAAAGCACGCUGGGGCAAAGAGUGCGUCGCGGAGGUCGUGCAGGGCACGCUCACCUCGCGCGCACCAAAGUACACCGUGAUCCUCGACCUCGAUCGCAAGCUGCGCGACAUGCCGCUCCCGAAGUAUGCCCAGGGCCAGCCGCCGCAGGGCGCGGGGCUCUCGCAGACGAUGUCGCAUUUCAUGCCUGUCAACUAUCUCCAUCUCACGCUGCUCUAUGUGCACCGGACGUUCUUUGCGCAGGCGCUUGUGGACCACCCGACGGACCCGCUGCGCAGCCAGUACGCGCCGUCGUUCCUGGCUGGGUAUCGGAGCGCGUGUGCACUUUUGGGUACGAUUCGCGAGCAGUUUGCGCUGUUUCCUGUGCAGAUUGCGAGGUUUUGGGUGUUGUGGACGCAUGCGUUUUCGGCGUCGGUGAUGUUGGCGUCGGUUGUUACGCAUGGUGGGACGACCAAGACGGCGCAGGCUGCGUUGGGCGAGCUUAGGCUGGCGUAUGAUCUGUUCGACAAGGCUGCGAAGCAUGGCGGGCGUUCUGUCAAGUUCCUCCCGAUCAUACAGCGUCUGCACGAGAAGGCGUAUCAGACUUUCAGCAAGGGACUCCCGCCUACAAGGGACAUCUUCACUCCACGCAUCGUAAAUGAGAAGCCCGACGAGCUCUCCAUCUUUAGCGGGCGCACGCGCACCGUCGCGACAAAGUCACACAAGUCCCAGCGCGCGCGGCCCGCUGCGUCCACCACCACCGCCGCCACCACCUCCGUCGCCGCGUCUGGUUCUGGAUCGUCCGGCUCUGGGUCGUCGACGAUGGCGGAUUCGCCGGGGUCGAGUGCCAGCUUGGACUCGCCGGGAGAGUCGUUCCCGAGCUUGGAGUCGUAUGGGAGCGCGGUGCACCCGAUGUUGGUGGACCAGAUGCGGGCGUUCCAUGGGGAGCUGGAGGUACAGAUACAUAGCACGGAGGAGGUGUGGAUGAGCCAGCAGCGGGCGGAGGCCGGCGUGGGCGCGUACGUCUUGGCGUCGCAGCAACAGCAGGACCACCAACAGCAGCAGCAAGGACAGCAGAAUCAGCAAGAGCAGGUGCAGUUCUUCGAGAGCGCGCAGCAAUACGGGGCUUCGCAGCAGUAUGCGACGCCUCAGUCAUAUGGGAGCUCGCAGACGUUUGACAGCCCGCAACGUUAUGAGAGCCAGCAGCAGCAGUAUGAGAGCCCGCACCAGUACGAGAGCCCACAACAGUAUGAAGGAUCGCAACAGUAUGAAAGUCCGCCGCAAUAUGGUCAUCAUCAUCAACAGCAAUAUGCGAACGCGCAGGAGUACCAACAAGAGCAGUCAUACCAGGUUCAGCAGCAAUACCAGCAUUCCUCACAUUCUUCGCAGAUGCAACAGUACCCGCAGCCUGCUGAGCCACCACAUGAAUACCCGCAGCCUGCUGUGUCGCAAUCGCAAUAUGAUAGGUCGCAGCAGUACGGCGGCGUCCAGCACCAUGAACAUUCGCCGUAUGAGCAGUGGUACGCCCCGCCUGCUCCUGCUCAUACCCAGGGGACGAUGCCUCCACCGUCUGUGCCUUCCCAAGCCAUGCCUCCGCCUCCCGUGCCUUCGCAUACUAUGGCCCCAUCUUCCGUGUCUGCCUCGGCUAUGGCGCCUCCGCCUGUACCUGCCACGGCGAUGCCUCCACACUCGAUACACCGCCAGAGGUCGACUUCGCAGCUGGUAUCCGUCGAUCCUCAGCAGAUUCUCUCUUCGGAUGACCAGCACCAGAACUAUCCGAUGUAUGGCGUGCUCGAGUCUGCGAGCGCCGCCAAUUCGAGCGUCCAGUACGGCGCGUAUGCCGUGCCUGCGCCUGCGCCUGCGCAUGCAUCGCAGCCGGUCGUUCCGAGCCAGGGGUACGCGGCAGUACACUCGCACGCGCAACACGCUCAGUCGCAGCUCUGGCCGGUCCAGCAGGUGGAGGACGAGAUGAUGUACUCGCUCGCGCAAGCGGAGAAUCAACCCGUGCAGGUGGCUUAUCAGCAGAAUCAGAGUCGCAGUCGGCAUGUUAGCUUGACCCAAGGCCAUUAUCAAUACCAGAUGCCAAUGCAGAUGCAGCCGCAGCCACAGCCGCCGACGAUGCUUCCUGUCGAGUCGGGCAGCUAUAGUUUGCAGGAGAGCUGGACGUCUUUCAUGCAGCAUGAGCUUCCGGGGCCUGUGGCUCCGCAGCCGGGAUAUAUGCGGCGGUGAGAUGCGUUUUUUCUUUUUGCAUGUGUUUGUUAUAGAUGAGGAGGACGUUGUUUUCUGUGUGGAUUUUACUGCUUUGUCUAUGCUGUCGAUCGUAUGUCAUCGUUUGUUUGCUUUAUACGUAUUUCUGUAAUGUGUUGUCAGGUA